Messenger RNA from Hippocampus comes (tiger tail seahorse), 3429 nucleotides. It is a transcript of the gene hnf1ba, whose product is annotated as HNF1 homeobox Ba. Gene Ontology annotation, molecular function: RNA polymerase II cis-regulatory region sequence-specific DNA binding; DNA-binding transcription factor activity, RNA polymerase II-specific. The transcript is spliced from 10 exons. Lineage: Eukaryota; Metazoa; Chordata; Actinopteri; Syngnathiformes; Syngnathidae. The record is from RefSeq and is a predicted model, not a curated record. Bases 971 to 2860 code for a protein of 629 amino acids. Gene Ontology annotation, cellular component: nucleus. Gene Ontology annotation, biological process: insulin secretion; regulation of transcription by RNA polymerase II; positive regulation of DNA-templated transcription.
UGGGGGGGGGAUCUUGCGAGGGUUGACUACAUUGUUCUUUACGGCGGAGCGAAGGGCAGCUCAGGUGUGCGUCGGCAACUUGAUAUCACAAUAACAAUAGCAGCAGAUAAGAAAGCAUAACGUCAAGUCUUUGAGGGUGCAGAACGAUGAGGUCGUUUUUUUCCCCUGCCACCAUCUAAGCAUCAUGGCCCAUUUAUUGGCUGGUGUUUACAUGUUAGGUGGCUAAUUUAGCAGAUAAUUCACAACAAAGCGUCCACGGAAUAUUACUAAUGAUCAACUGUAAUGAUACUACAUCCAGUGAGUGCUUAUUUAACUUGCAGCCGUGGGAGGGAGCGUUUGUUCCAAUUUGUUUGUCAUGCAAAUAAAAAUAGAGGAAUACAAGUUGUCAGUGGAAAGGGCAAGAUAAAUGCUUGUUUCCACAGCAACUGCGGUUUGUCAUUGUCAAUGUCAUUCUGUCAACCUGAAAUUUGACGACUUUUUUCGAAAGUGACCCAAUUACCCAAAAAUACAAAUAUUUCCAAUUGUCUAAUUUGAAUUUGAAUCAUUUUUACACAUGUGGAAAACUUUCAGACAUGCACAUCAGCACCAGGCCAAAUUUACUUGAUCAUCCCAUUUCCAAAUCCAUUUUGUGCUUCUUCAGAUGAUGCCGAGGAGCUCCUUGGCAGCAUGCAACCUGCACGCAGCUCGCAGGCAAAAUGUGUCAGUGCAUGCUCUAGCUUUUUAUGACUCACAAUAAGCCGUCCAAAGUCCAGCAAAGUCGGGGGUCUGAUAAGCGGAACCAAUAAAAACCGCAGCAGACUGGCAGUGUAAACACCUCGGACUCGGAGAGGGCCUCCACCUCCUCCUCCUCCCUUUUUCUUCGUUUUCUUCUUCUAUUUCGAUUCCUACCUUCUUCUUCUUGUUCUUCUUCUUCUGGUGUUGCAUUUACAUAAAGCCCCCGUCAGCCGGCCCACUCAUUAGCAUCUUUUAUAUGCCCGGAGACAGGCGGCAGCAUCAUGGCAAAGUAGAUCCAUCCUCCUCGCUCUCGAACAGGUGUCAGACGGACCGGAGAGCCCAAACGGAACUUAUACACUUCUUUUUUUUUCCCUUUUCUUUUAAUUUUUUUUUUUUUUUUUUUUUGAUGUUCUCCAACCUAGUGUCCAAGUUGACGUCCCUGCAGCAGGAGCUCCUGAGCGCUUUGCUGGACUCCGGGCUCACCAGGGAGGUUCUGAUCCAAGCGUUGGACGACAUGGACCCUAACCCGGCCGCGGGGUUCGGGGUGAAGCUGGAGAGGCUGCAGCCUCCGCUGUCUCCCCGCCACAAAUGCAACUCCAACGGCGAGUCGUGUGACGCCAAGCCGGUGUUCCACACGCUGACCAACGGCCACGGCAAGGCGGCCACCAAACUGUCCGGCGACGAGGGCUCGGAGGACGGCGACGACUUCGACACGCCGCCCAUCCUCAAGGAGCUCCAGUCGCUCAACACGGAGGAGGCCGCCGAACAGCGCGCCGAAGUCGAGCGCAUGUUGGCGGAGGAUCCGUGGCGUGCCGCCCGCAUGAUCAAAGGUUACAUGCAGCAGCACAACAUCCCACAGCGCGAGGUGGUGGACAUCACAGGCCUCAACCAGUCGCACCUGUCGCAGCACCUGAACAAGGGCACGCCCAUGAAGACCCAGAAGCGUGCCGCCCUCUACACCUGGUACGUGCGCAAGCAGCGGGAGAUCCUCAGACAGUUCAACCAGGCUGUGCAAGGUUCUGGCAGCAAUAUGACAGACAAAGGCAAUCAGGAUCCGGUGUUUUUUUUCCCAGAGUUCAACCCGUCCGGUCAGGGCAUGGGUCAGGCCGGCGGUGGCGACGAGAUUGGCGGCGAGCCCUCCUCCAAGAAAAUGAGACGUAAUCGUUUCAAGUGGGGGCCCGCCUCGCAACAGAUCCUCUACCAGGCCUAUGAGAGACAGAAGAACCCCAGCAAGGAGGAGAGGGAGGCACUGGUGGAGGAGUGCAACAGAGCCGAGUGCCUCCAGAGGGGUGUGUCGCCAUCCAAAGCUCAGGGCCUGGGGUCAAACCUGGUGACGGAGGUGCGCGUGUACAAUUGGUUCGCCAACAGACGCAAAGAGGAGGCGUUCAGGCAGAAACUGGCCAUGGAUGCCUACAGCACGCCGGCCACGCACAGCAUCAACACGCUGCUGUCCCAUGGCUCGCCGCACCACCCGCAGACCAGCGCUUCACCCCCAAUGCGCUACAGCCAAGGACCCGGGGAGGUAACGUCGUCCACUACCAUUAGCCACCAUGCUAGCAGCGGCAUGGCUACCAGCCAGUCGGUGCUCCAACAGGUGUCACCGGGAGGACUGGACCCCAGCCACAGUCUGCUGUCACCCGAUACCAAGAUGAUUUCAGGUUCCGGCGGCGGCCUCCCUCCCGUGAGCACGCUGACCAACAUCCACAGUUCGCAUCACAGCCACCAGCAGACACAAAACCUCAUCAUGCCACUUUCUGGAGUCAUGGCCAUCGCGCAAAGUUUGAACACGUCGCAGUCUCAGUCGGUGCCAGUGAUCAACAGCGUGGCAGGCAGCCUGGCGGCCCUGCAGCCAGUGCAGUUCUCGCAGCAGCUUCACAGUCCUCACCAGCAGAGCCUCAUGCAGCAGUCACCCAGUCACAUGAGCCAGCAGCCGUUCAUGGCCGCCGUCACGCACUCGCACAUGUACCCUCACAAGCAGGAGCCGCCGCAAUAUUCUCACCCGUCUCGCUUCCCGUCGGCCAUGGUGGUGACGGACGCCAACACCAUCGGUACACUCGGCUCCAUGACGCCCAGCAAGACGGAUGCUCCGGUAAACAAGAUGGUGCAACUCGGGGGUCUCUCCUGGUGUCCUCUUCAAGCGUGGUGAGAGCGUGUGCACCUGACUUCCUCGCUGCCCGGCAACCCCAGUGCAUUUUUUCCUCUUUUUUUUUUUUUUUUUUUUUCCACCUUUCCCGCUUGCCCGUCACUGUGGCGACGGAUGACGAAUCGGGUGGGGGGGGGAAGCUGCCAAGAGGGGGGACGACCACACGGCAGCCAUGGCUGAACGGACCGGAGUACCUGCCAGGCGAGGAUCGGGGCUUAUGUGUGUCGUCGCAUGAUUGAGCAGGACGUAUGAUUGGUUCGAGCAGUGUAAACCUUUUCACAGUGACGUCGCGCGUACUUCUGGGUGGCAGAAAACGGAACUUUCAACUUGUCAACAAAUUCUGUCAUGUCAUUUGACCAAGGCAGAGGAACAUGAAUUUGAAAGAAGAGAGCAAAUGGCUCAAAUGAUGAUUUGGGACUUCUUCUCGAAUGUGUGACGUGUCAGUCGAAAGAUUUUUGUCUCAGAUUAUGAUCAUGGCCAUUUAGCGAUAUAAAAGAAAAAUAGACUACGAUUAUAAAUAAAACAUAGGUUAUUUUGGACAAAACCAUUACAUAUCGGUGCUCAGUAUUUGA